Molecule: messenger RNA, 2040 nt
Organism: Hyphopichia burtonii NRRL Y-1933
Lineage: Eukaryota; Fungi; Ascomycota; Pichiomycetes; Serinales; Debaryomycetaceae
Gene: ACS2
Product: acetate--CoA ligase
Exons: 1
Coding region: 1-2040 (679 amino acids)
Cellular component (GO): cytosol
Molecular function (GO): acetyl-CoA synthetase activity; AMP binding
Source: RefSeq, a predicted model, not a curated record
AUGACUACUUCUCCAGUUCAUCAAAUUGUUCACGAGGCCAAUAAUGUUGUUCCUCGUCCAACUCCUAAAGAGUUUUUCCAAAAACAACCUAAAAGAGGCCAUAUUAGUUCUUUAGAAGAGUAUCAAACUUUAUAUAAGCAAUCGGUUGAAGAUCCAGAAGGAUUCUUCGGCCCAAAAGCUAAAGAAUUGUUACAUUGGGAUAAAGAUUUCCAUAAAGUUAAAGCUGGAUCUUUAAAACAUGGUGAUGCUGCUUGGUUUAUCGGUGGUGAAUUGAAUGCGUCUUACAAUUGUGUUGAUAGAUGGGCUUAUGAAACUCCUAAUAAGCCAGCGGUUAUUUAUGAAGCUGACGAUGAAAAAGAUUCCAAAAUUUUAACUUAUUCUGAAUUGUUGAGAGAAGUUUCAAAAGUAGCUGGUGUUUUGAAAAAUUGGGGGAUUAAAAAAGGUGAUACUGUCGCUAUUUAUUUACCAAUGACUGCUCAAGCUAUUAUUGCAAUGUUGGCUGUUGCUAGAUUAGGUGCUAUUCACUCGGUUAUCUUUGCUGGUUUCUCUUCUGGUUCAAUUAAAGAUCGUGUUAAUGAUGCUAGUUGUAAAGCUUUAAUUACUUGUGAUGAAGGUCGUCGUGGUGGUAAAACUGUUAAUAUCAAGAAAUUAUGCGAUGAUGCUUUACUCAAUUGUCCAAGUGUUGAAAAAGUUUUGGUUUACAAAAGAACUGGUAACCCUGAUAUCGCUCUUAAAAACGGUAGAGAUUACUGGUGGCAUGAAGAAACUGCUAACCAACCUGGUUAUUUACCUCCAGUUCCAGUUAAUUCCGAAGAUCCUCUUUUCUUAUUAUAUACUUCUGGUUCAACUGGUAGUCCAAAAGGGGUUGUUCACUCAACUGGUGGUUAUUUAUUAGGUGCUGCUUUAACUACUAAAUAUAUCUUUGAUAUCCAUAAAGAAGAUGUUUUAUUCACUGCUGGUGAUGUUGGUUGGAUCACUGGUCAUACCUAUGCCUUAUAUGGUCCUUUAUCUCUUGGGGUUCCAACCAUUGUUUUUGAAGGUACUCCUGCUUAUCCUGAUUAUGGUAGAUUAUGGCAAAUUGUUGCAAAACAUAAAGCUACUCAUUUUUACGUUGCUCCAACUGCUUUAAGAUUAUUAAGAAAAGCUGGUGAACAUGAAAUUGAAAAAUAUGAUUUGUCUUCUUUAAGAACUUUAGGAUCGGUUGGUGAACCAAUUUCUCCUGAUAUUUGGGAAUGGUAUAAUGAAAAAGUUGGUAAAGGUCAAUGUCAUAUUUCUGAUACUUAUUGGCAAACUGAAUCUGGUUCUCAUUUUAUUGCUCCAAUUGCUGGUAUUACUCCAAAUAAACCAGGUUCUGCUUCUUUACCAUUUUUCGGUAUUCAAACUUGUUUAAUUGAUCCUGUUAGUGGGGUUGAAAUUAAUGGUAAUGAUGUCGAAGGGGUUUUAGCAAUUAAAGAUUCUUGGCCUUCAAUGGCUAGAUCUGUUUGGAAUAACCAUACCAAAUAUAUGGAUACUUAUUUAAACCCUUACCCUGGUUACUAUUUCACUGGUGAUGGUGCUGCAAGAGAUCAUGAUAGUUAUUAUUGGAUUAGAGGUAGAGUUGAUGAUGUUGUUAAUGUUAGUGGUCAUAGAUUAUCAACCGCUGAAAUUGAAGCUGCUUUAAUUGAACAUCAUGGUGUUUCUGAAGCUGCUGUCGUUGGUAUUAAUGAUGAUUUAACUGGUCAAGCUGUUGUUGCCUAUGUUGCUUUGAAAGAUGAAUACGCCGACAAAAUCAACGGUAAAGAAACCAGUGAAGAAGCUUUUGCUUUAAGAAAAGAAUUAAUUUUACAAGUUAGAAGUGAAAUUGGUCCAUUUGCUGCUCCUAAAUCAGUUAUUAUCGUUGCUGAUUUACCAAAAACUAGAUCUGGUAAAAUUAUGAGAAGAAUCUUAAGAAAAGUUUCCGCUAAUGAAGCUGACCAAUUAGGUGAUAUCACUACUUUAGCUAACCCUCAAUCUGUUGCUGGUAUUAUUGAUUCUUUUGCUAACCAAUUCGGUAAGAAAUAA